AUGCUGCUCGCCGCUAAUUCACCUACAGGCAAACCUAUCAAUGCAGUGGCUUGCACGGGGAGCGAUGUAGCCGUAGGGAGUGAGGCCGUCGUAUCUGUGUGGGACCGCAGACAGAACCGCCUUCGAUGGCAGAACAGCGAGAUCAACGACGAGAUUACCGCAUUGGCCUUUCAUGCAUCGCACCACAACUUGCUGCUCAGUGGAGGUGACGACGGCUUGGUCAGCAUUUUUGACACUAACAUCAUUGAGGAGGACGACAGUCUCAUCCAGGCUGUCAACCACGGACCAAUCCACAAAGCAGGCUUCCUUGGACCAUCCAAUCUUUAUGCCUUGAGUUCGGACCAGAACCUCGCUCUCCAUUCUCUGACCCUACCAGACACCGAUGCAGAUGAACCGCCAUCCGAUCAAUUCGGAGACCUAAGACCCAUUAUCCCUUGCGAAUACGUGAUUGACGUCUUCCAAACCGGAUUGGACUACGUCGUCGCCUGCGGGUCUCAUAGCCAGUCUCGUGUGGAUCUUGUCAAAGUGGACAGGGCUUCGAAACUCGACCUUGACCAACGCAUUGUCCUCGAAGGCGCUCAUGGCGAGGAGGUUGUUCGCUCGAUCUUUGCUGAUGAAACGAAUGGGAUUAUCUAUACCGCGGCCGAGGAUGGACUCAUUGCCGCGUUUGGGCCCGCCGAGCAACCCGCUUCAUCAGCUGAUCGAUCCAAAGGGUCUAAACUCAAGAAAGGAAAUGUGACCGAUACAAGAUACAAGCCCUACUGA
Messenger RNA from Capronia epimyces CBS 606.96, 765 nucleotides. RefSeq lists its product as uncharacterized. Gene Ontology annotation, molecular function: protein binding. Lineage: Eukaryota; Fungi; Ascomycota; Eurotiomycetes; Chaetothyriales; Herpotrichiellaceae. The transcript has 4 exons. The record is from RefSeq and is a predicted model, not a curated record. Bases 1 to 765 code for a protein of 254 amino acids.